Condylura cristata (star-nosed mole) is the source of this 1741-nucleotide messenger RNA. RefSeq names its product SVOP-like (gene SVOPL). NCBI's taxonomy places the organism in Eukaryota, Metazoa, Chordata, Mammalia, Eulipotyphla, Talpidae. The coding region runs from base 1 to 1479 and encodes 492 amino acids. The record is from RefSeq and is a predicted model, not a curated record. Gene Ontology annotation, biological process: transmembrane transport. The transcript has 15 exons. Gene Ontology annotation, molecular function: transmembrane transporter activity.
AUGGCAGCCAGGGAGGCGGAGCCUGUCACCUUCAUCAGCCUUCGGAAGCUGAGCCUGGCGACCCCCGAGCCACAGCCGAAAGAAACGAAGACAUUCACAGUGGAAGACGCCGUGGAGACUAUAGGCUUCGGUCGCUUCCACAUCGCGCUGUUUCUGAUCAUGGGCAGCACUGGGGUGGUGGAGGCCAUGGAGAUCAUGCUGAUUGCGGUGGUGUCCCCUGUGAUCCGCUGCGAAUGGCAGCUGGAGAACUGGCAGGUGGCGUUAGUGACCACGAUGGUGUUUUUUGGCUACAUGGUGUUCAGCAUCCUCUUCGGGGUCCUGGCCGACAGAUAUGGCCGCCGGAAGAUUCUGUUCGUCUCCUUCCUGUGGGGAGCCUACUUCUCCUUGUUGACCUCUUUCUCCCCCUCGUACAUCUGGUUUGUCUUCCUGAGGACCAUGGUGGGCUGUGGCGUGUCUGGCCAUUCACAGGGGUUAGUCAUAAAGACUGAAUUUUUGCCUACAAAAUAUCGAGGCUACAUGCUCCCCUUAUCUCAGGUUUUCUGGCUGGGGGGCUCCCUGCUCAUCAUCGGCCUGGCCUCCGUGGUCAUCCCCACCAUCGGGUGGCGCUGGCUUAUCCGCAUCGCCUCUAUUCCUGGCAUCAUCCUCAUCAUGGCCUUCAAGUUUAUUCCUGAAUCUGCCCGAUUCAAUGUCUCUACCGGGGACACUCAGGCUGCCCUGGCCACGCUGGAGAGCAUCGCCAAGAUGAACCGCUCAAACAUGCCACAGGGGAAGCUGGUGGAGCCCAUUCUGGAUAAAAGAGGAAGAUUUAAAGACUUACUGGAUGCUAAAUAUUUACGGACUACCUUACAGAUCUGGGUCAUAUGGCUGGGGAUCUCUUUCGCCUACUACGGGGUCAUCCUGGCCAGCGCGGAGCUGCUGGAGCGGGAUCUGGUCUGCGGGUCGCGGCCCGAGUCGGAGGACGUGGCGCCCCUGGGGGCCUCGGAGGAGACCCAGAGCACGUGCUACUGCCACAUGUUCGCCCCCUCCGACUACAAGACCAUGAUCAUCAGCACCCUCGGCGAGAUUGCACUGAACCCCUUAAACAUCCUGGGCAUUAACUUCCUGGGGAGACGGCUGAGCCUCUCUAUUACCAUGGGGUGCACCGCUUUAUUCUUCCUGCUCCUCAAUAUCUGCACUUCAAGCGCCGGGCUCAUUGGCUUCCUCUUCAUGCUGAGGGCUUUGGUAGCAGCCAACUUCAACACCAUCUACAUUUACACUGCUGAGGUCUACCCCACACCCAUGCGAGCUUUGGGGAUGGGGACCAGCGGCUCUCUGUGUCGCAUCGGGGCGAUGGUGGCACCAUUUAUAGCCCAGGUUCUGAUGAGCGCAUCCUUCCUGGGGGCCCUGUGUCUCUUUGCAUCAGUCUGUGUUGUCUGCGCCAUUUCUGCAUUUACUCUCCCCAUCGAGACCAAAGGACGGGCCCUGCAGCAAAUUAAAUGAAGACCUGGAAAACCUGUAUCGACCACAGAACUAUGGGACAUUUUUAAAAACCUGGUUUUAUUUCUGUAUACUACUGGUAUUUUAAGAAACUGAUUAUGUAAGACAUGAAUAAGGUGGGUUAACUGUAUAUCGUCUUCCCUGUGAGACAGCAGGUAGUUUAAGUUCUUUACCUAUUAAGAUUGAAAAGGUCUGUGGGAAAUGGCUUUCCUGCCUUGAUCUUGAAUCUGUUAGCCUUUGUGUCAGUAAUAAAUCUUAGAUAAAA